UUCCCAUUCGAACCUUUUGAAAUCUCUUACAUAGACAUGAAUUACCUAUUGGGGGUAAGGAAACUGGAUAAAUAACAAACAGUGCUCUGAUACCAAAGGACAGGAGUGGGGCUUGAUUUUCACGUUGACUCUGAUGAUUGAGAGAUCUAGAAAAUAUACUUUAAAAAGCAAAACUUGUAGCUGCUGCAUCAUCUCCUCAGCCUGCUAUGGGACUGCCAGCUCGCUUUCAGCCAGCCCCUCUCUCCUGCUCUGGUCUCUACAGAGCUUUGGCUGCUCAGUUGCCAGUAUUACCACGGUCAGACGUGACCUUCUUGGCCCCAGUCACGCGACCAGACAAGGUGGUGUGUGUGGGCAUGAAUUAUGUGGACCACUGCAAAGAACAGAACGUGCCCGUGCCCAAGGAGCCCAUCAUCUUCAGCAAGUUUCCCAGCGCCAUCGUGGGGCCCUACGAUGAGGUCGUCCUCCCACCUGAGAGCCAGGAGGUGGACUGGGAGGUGGAGCUGGCCGUGGUCAUUGGAAAGAAAGGCAAGCACAUCAAGGCCACAGAUGCCAUGGCUCACGUGGCUGGUUUCACUGUGGCUGAUGAUGUGAGUGCUCGUGACUGGCAAAUAGGACGCAACGGGAAGCAGUGGCUGCUGGGAAAAACUUUCGACACCUUUUGCCCCCUGGGCCCUGCUUUGGUGACCAAGGACAGUAUAGCAGAUCCACACAACUUAAAGAUCUGCUGCCGGGUGAAUGGGGAGGUGGUCCAGAGCAGCAACACCAGUCAGAUGGUAUUUAAGACGGAAGAGCUGAUAGCAUGGGUCUCCCGGUUUGUCACUCUUUACCCAGGGGAUGUCAUCCUGACUGGGACCCCACCAGGUGUUGGUCUGUUCAGAAAACCUCCUGUCUUCCUCAAGAAGGGAGAUGAAGUCCAGUGUGAGAUUGAAGAACUAGGUGUCAUCGUCAACAAGGUGGUGUGAUGGCUCCUGCACAGACCCUGUACUUAAAACAAGAUUGUGGGCACCUGCUCCCACUCAGACCAGCACAGGGAAAUACCCAGACAUGGGUUGUUGGCAGCCCCCCCAAGGCUCUUCUAGGAGGAAGGGAGAAAGAUAGAGUGCUCCUCAAUAAAUCUGUCAAGCCAAAGCAGCA
Molecule: messenger RNA, 1134 nt
Organism: Galeopterus variegatus (Sunda flying lemur)
Lineage: Eukaryota; Metazoa; Chordata; Mammalia; Dermoptera; Cynocephalidae
Gene: FAHD2A
Product: fumarylacetoacetate hydrolase domain containing 2A
Exons: 6
Coding region: 207-962 (251 amino acids)
Molecular function (GO): hydro-lyase activity
Source: RefSeq, a predicted model, not a curated record